UAAGAAGACAGGAAUGGAAUUUCUUACAGGGAGAAAUUGACCAGAAUCAGCGAUUAUUACUACGGGAGUUGGAUACGUUUCUGCAUGAAUUCCAAACAAUCGAAGCCAUGUCUGUAGCUGAGUUAGAGGUGAAUCAAUUAGUGUUACACGUUUUGAAAAAUUCAACGGCAAAACCAUUAUUUGACAAAACCAAGGCGUAUUUAAUACGGGUAAAAGAUGGUAUCCUGCAUUUGAAAGAAUACGCCCGACUUCUAACAGCAGUAGAGGAGGAGGCAAACCAAACGAUUCAGAACAAUGUAAGGCAAGCAGAGGAAAUGAGACGUGGUAUGCAAGGCGCAGACAGAGAACUAAACGAAGCCAAUGAAUUGUGGAUGUGUUAUAAGGUGACCAAUAUUGGCCUGAGAAAGUCAGUCAACAUCGGGCAUCCAUGGCAAACGAAUAUCAACUACUGUGUACAACCAGCAAAAGACUUGGAAAUAUUCAACAAGCAACCGAAACAAAUGGAACUUAUACAACUCAGCCUACAUAUCAGAAAGAUGUUGAGAACUCAACUGCAACUUCUAUCCAGACUCAAGCAUUAAAAGAAUAUCAUAUGAACAACCUUCAACUAAAUGGACUCACUGGUGAUGUUACAAAUUUAUUAAGUUUUCAUCCGAACUUUAAUUCAUUAAUCAGAAUCUUUCGAUUAAAAGAACGGUUAUUGAAUGAUUAUAUAGAUACAAACUCAGAAUGACUUUGGUAAACUUUGAAAACGUAGAUUAUGUUUGAAGUUAAUUGUAUAAUUUUUUACUAGAACUGUAGAACUGUUGAGACCUAUAAAGAAUUGUAGGAAUUUAUUAAACAAUUUAUGUGAAAUAAGGAAAGUUACCUAAUUCAGAUAUGUUUUAAUUUUCGAAAUUAUAUGAGAAUUUUAGGCAGAGUCUGGGAAUGCACAAUCCUCCAAUUGCCUUACAUAAUAAAAAUUAAUAUUGUUAUGGGACAUAGGAAAUCACAAACAGUUGACGUAUUGUCAAAAUUUUCCCACAUUGAGUUUCAGGAAAUUGUUGGCUGAUCGUAAAGUACAUGGUGCUAUGCUAUAUUUUGCAAACCUUAUAUUGCCUUAUCAAAUGGUUAUUAAAUUUAUGGGAAAAUAGAUUUUGCACGUCGUGAGAAUUGGCAGAGAAUUAAAUAUUUUCCAUCAACGCUGCAAAGUUAUUAUCUCGUAAAAAGCUGGAUAAUCCCUUAAGAGCCCAAGAAAACAUGUUUUCCCAUGGAUAAUCACUAAUGCAUUGCUGAAGUUCCCAGAUAGGAAAUUUAUAAAUAGAUUCAGCUGCGUUGGUUUAAUGGCUUCCGUAACUUGUAUUCCCAUGACUCCCAGUUAUUAAAAAAUUCUUUGCAAAUGACUCAUGUAUAACCAAGUAUAUUUGAAGUUUGUUAUUUUUUCUUAUUCCAUUUAACUUUGUAACUGGCUCUGACGUAUGGUGUUUUAUUAUUAUUGGUAUAUUUUCAUUGAUUAAUAGUUAAUGUAAUAUCAUGUAAUCAUGAGAUCAAGGAUGAUCGUGGGACUUAUAUUAAAAGUUAUGCUAGAGCAUAUUUGCCAGGCGGAACUUAAUAUAGGAAAUAACAUAGAUCAUGUAUGGACAUAGUGUAUUAUAGUGACCACGGAAGUAAUACGCAUUUAUGGUAUUACGUCAUUCAAAUAUGGGAUGCCCAAGUUUGGUUGGUCAGUAAAAAUAAAAUAAUAAAUAAAUAGACCACACGAAUGUAUUGUGGAAUUGCACAAUAAGCUUAAAGGAAUAAUUGUAACGACUUAUGCUCACCAUUGACAAUAAUGUAAAUGUAAUUGUAGUUUAUUAUCAUUAUUGUUUAUAUUUUUAUUGUGUUGGUAUACUCAACAUUUGAUUUUAUAUUACCCUAUAUACUUAUGUAACUUGUUUAUUAUUAUAUGAAUGUAAAUUGUAAGUUUGAACCUUUAAUUAAUGAACUAACCGGACGUUUGACUUACUCAUACGAUAAGCCGGUGCCCUUCGUAACAGAGAAAUUCCUAAGGAAAGACUUGAAGCCUUCUCAUGUACUUAUAUUAUGAUGAGUCGUAAACCUUAGUUAUUUUUAUUAAUUAUAUAGUGGAAGUUAUAACCACAUACUUAAUGUGACUAUUUAAUGGUGCUGUUUCAAUUUGUACAUUAAAACCCAUAAAAAAUAAUAAAAGAAACAGCUAAAAAUUCUUGAUACAAACCAAUACUAUUGAUCGCCGCAUCUAAAACAAAAUGGCGGCCACAAAGGAAAAACCAAAAUGGCGGCCACAACGAAAAAACAAAAUGGCGGAUACGUGUAACUUAUGUUUUUUUUGAAAUUGUUAAGACAUCGAAACUUUAAAAUAAGAUUUGACUAUACUAGUUGAAAAAAUUUUUGAACAUUGAUGUCUUUGUAUGUUGCUAAUAAUGUAUGAUGUUUAUCUCAUAUAUUUUUUUGGAAUUAUUUUAUCCUAGACAACGAUAAUGAACCCAAGAGUAAUCAAGGGCAAAUUGAAUGUACCCCACCCCCUGUGGGGUGUGUUUAAUUAAGGCCCCAAAAAUCUCUAUAACAUACUGGGGGCUUCGUCUCGGUCUUUCUAUUUUUUAACCGGGGGAGGGAAUGUUUGUUUGCGGGUAGUAACGCACCGUGUUAGGUGGGCAUAGCGGAAGCCAAUGCUGGGAGGGGCCUUGACGGUCUAAAGGAAAUUCCUGAUAGAAGCCCUGCACUGAACUCGAGUGUUGUUUUUUAUGCAACAAGACACCCCAUGCCCCGUGUUGAGAAUAUUAAGGAACUAUACUGAAACUAUCUACAAAUGUGCAUGUUGUAUUUUUUUUGAAUACUUCGCAAAUAUGAUCAAGUGUUUUUCAGUAUAAAUUUGAAAUAGGUUACCGUAUUACAUGUGUGCAUCACUUUAAAAAAAAAAUAGGAUAUAGGAUGUCUGACACGUUAUAUUGUUUUGUUUAUAUGUUAUUUAAUAAUCUGGGAUCAAGGCACCGUAAUAAGGGUGUUCAGUGGGAAACUAACAUUGGUUACGGGGAGCCUGACGGUCUAUGGUUAAUUCCUGAUAGGCGCUCUGCUUUUGACCCAACGUUAUAGUUUUGAAAAACAGUAUAAUGAUGUUAAGAUAUCUUAUAUCAUAUUCCGAAUUUUAUCUUAAGUGUGUUAUGCUAUUUUAAGAAAUUUGUAUUGUGUUUAUAACAAUUUUUAUGAUGCAAAAACAAAUUAGUAAAUAAUUUCAUUGUAUUUAAAAUGUUAAAUGUGUGUUAGUAUGGUUAUAUUGUAUUUUAUUUAUUUAUAUAACUGUACUAAUAUUGGAGUA
Styela clava is the source of this 3313-nucleotide messenger RNA. The record is from RefSeq and is a predicted model, not a curated record. Lineage: Eukaryota; Metazoa; Chordata; Ascidiacea; Stolidobranchia; Styelidae.